Lampris incognitus (smalleye Pacific opah) is the source of this 792-nucleotide messenger RNA. Its product is annotated as adiponectin-like. The transcript is spliced from 5 exons. The record is from RefSeq and is a predicted model, not a curated record. NCBI's taxonomy places the organism in Eukaryota, Metazoa, Chordata, Actinopteri, Lampriformes, Lampridae. Gene Ontology annotation, molecular function: protein binding.
AUGCACACUAACACACACAGACACUGUUCCUCUUCUGCUGCAGGAGUACCGGGUCAGAGAGUUGAGCCUUGUGAACCCGGAGAGGCCGGGUCCCCGGGGCCGAGGAGUUUCCCUGGUGUGCCAGGAAUGCAGGGGCAGUGUGGCGAGAAACCUUUCGCAUAUCGCUCGGCAUUCAGUGUGGGACCGACUACUCCUAUAACUACUGUCAACACACCCAUCAUCUUUACUGAUGAGUUUUACAAUGAACUGGAUGAGGACAUGAAGGUUGGUUUGUACCAUAAUGGUCGUGUGGUUUCAUUGACCCUGGAUGAUUCUUUUCCACCUAAUAUGGACCAGGCCUCAGGAUCAGCCAUACUCCCCCUCACCCACGGAGACCAAGUCUGACUACAGUUGUAUGGUGCAGGAAUGGAGGAGGGGAGGGUAUAUGCUGAUAUCAACAAUGACGCCACCUUCACUGGGUUCCCCGUGCAGCCCCACCUGCUGGCACUCACCUGUGCUGCUGAAGCGGGGAUUUGUGGCGGGUCGUCCUCAGAGAUGGCCGGUGGGGGUUCAUCAACUCAGAGAAGUGGCUUUCACAUUAGUGUGGACGGCCGGCUGGAGCAUGGCUUUGGUCACGGGUAUGAAUCUUCUGGUCCGUCUGGACAGAAGGCGCUGAGCGGGACAGGGGAGUCCAUCAUUGGGGAAUAUUGCGAGCGUGGAGGAGAGCAGCUUGGAUGUCCGCGCCGUCACAGUCUCACUUUUCCAGCGGAUCCAACACCACGCUCAGCAAGGCCAUUUGAUUGCAGGAAAUGA